Molecule: messenger RNA, 549 nt
Organism: Rotaria sp. Silwood2
Lineage: Eukaryota; Metazoa; Rotifera; Eurotatoria; Philodinida; Philodinidae
Source: the annotation of a GenBank genome assembly
AUGCCAUCAACUCUAGUCAAAAUUCUGAAGCCCGACAAUGUAGUUUCUUCAUCAGUGGUCCAUAAGAACACAGGUAUUGAUGAAGUUGAGUCCAAUGCUACAACAAGUAGCGAAGACUUUAGCACAGAUGAAUCAGAUAGUUUAGAUAAUAUUGACUCGACUAAUAUCAAUCAAGAAAAAUCGAAGAACCGCAAGAAAAACAGCACUAUAAAAACAAAAUCAUUAAUCAGAUCAAUAUCAACAUUAGCAAUAACAACUAAUGUCGAUUCACCAUUGUUAUCUCCAGCACUGAAUAUCAAAACAAAUCCACUUGAUCUGCCUCAUGAUCGAAAAUGUCGUCAAGAGAGCUUGAACCAGCUCAACCAACUGAUCCUCGAUGCUCGACAAAAAAAAUUAAAAACCAAGAAAAAAGAAGUAUAUGAACUACCUCCAUUAAUUAAGCAAAUUAUUCGAUGUUUAUAUCCAUCAGAUAUCGAAGAUAACAAUUAUUCACCAAAGCCUGAUGUUGUUUUUACUCUGCAAACAUUUAUUGAUUUGUUUCGUAUUUAA